AUGAAGUGCAGAACCGUUCUCCUCAUCGCGGCCGCCGCCGCUCUCAUCCUCGCUGCCCCAGCGCCGAAGGCUCUAAGCCUCGCCGCCCAACGCAUUGUCGACGAACUUCCGACCUGCGCGGCACCGGCCAUGAAAGACCAACUGAAUCGUGCACCCGAGUACGGCUGCGAGCACAAUGCCGACGGGACACCCAACGCGGCCUGCCUCUGCAAGAACGACAAGUUCAAGUCCGACACCCGCAAUGCCAUCCGAAACAACUGCCUUGAGAUGGCCGAGCUCGAGACUGUCGAGAACUGGGCCACGCGUCAGUGUGGCAAAGCGCCAAAAUCCCGCCCUGUCAAGAGGGUCCGAUUCGCCAACGUCUCCAGCGACGACUCCUCCUCGGACGAGGGAUCAAACACCAAAAAAGAGACCAUAACCGUCGCACCCAACGAAGCACUCUUCGACCUUGAGGAGAUUGAAGACGAAACCGCCGCCGCCGCUAUCACGCAGCCUGUCAGCACUAUCGCACUCGCCGCCGUCCUCGUUGCCGCGUUCGUUGUCCUUUGA
Molecule: messenger RNA, 549 nt
Organism: Thermothielavioides terrestris NRRL 8126
Lineage: Eukaryota; Fungi; Ascomycota; Sordariomycetes; Sordariales; Chaetomiaceae
Exons: 3
Coding region: 1-549 (182 amino acids)
Source: RefSeq, a predicted model, not a curated record